GCAGUGGUGAGUAGUUUGAAGUUCAACUGUGCAAAGUUCAUUCGAAAAGCCAAAAAGAAAGAUACAAGAAAUGAAGGUUUCCUUCCUUCUUAUCUGCGUCACUCUGACGUACUUUCUUUCCGCUGUGGAUUCCCGCGAACUAGUCGACGCAUCUGACGCAGCUGAUCCCAAUGAUCCAGUGUCUCAACUCAAAGCAGCUAUUGAUAACCUAACAGCAAACCUCGCUAAAGGUGCAGAAUCUACAAAGAAAAUCGUCGGCGCCUUGGCCCGUCAGACGAUGCUACAACAACUAUUUGUAGAGGAAAGAAUAAGAUCUGAGGGAUACUCUGGUGUCAAGCAAAUCAGGCUCUCUCGAGAAGGAACUCGUAACUACUAUGGCCAAUCUCAUACCAGUUCAGGCAGCGUCCUUGCCAUCCAUGACCAUUCUAACAAUGACCGCACUGUUGGGAUGGGAGAGUUCGUUGGAGUUCUCAACGGAGUGGAGUUCCGUACAAGACACAAUGACUAUCGCUUGUACAUGCCUCACAGAACCAGCAAGAAAUUACAUGCAACUGAGAACAUUCCCUUCCCAGACGUUCCACCAGAGGUUACAAGCAAGAGCAAUGUCAAUGAACAGAUUGAAGAAAUGCGAGAAUGGUUCAAGGCAUGGAAAAAUCAAAACCACACCGUAAGAGACUAUCGCAAGUACUUCAAGCCUGUGUUGUGUUAUCUCGAAGGAGCUUGGACCAAAGCAGAAAGUAAGAUCAAUGAACCAUUCGAAAGUGACAGGCAUUUUAUAGACGCAUCCAGCUGGUUUGACCUGCAAGAGAAAGUUCGAUUCACGUCUUAUACCGGAAGAAAAGAUAGUUUGGAGAACUUCUCGUUCCUUCCCACAACAAUUAUGAAUGUGACCGAAGAUGGUGUUCCUCAAUUUGCCCAGUGGAACUAUCGCAUCCUUUGCCAUCCAAUCAGCAGAGAUCUACCCCUGAACCGAUUACGAGUGGUCGAUGAAGUUGGAUCUCGAUUGUCUGCAAAAAGAACCUAUGRUGAGCACUCAAAGUCAAGGAGCGCACGUUUUCAGGUCAAUCCCUUUGAUGAGGACACUUGGAGCGAAAGAGAAAAUAGAAAGCAUUUCGGUUUGCUCGAUGAACUGAUGGGUGAGAUUCCAGGAAAAGACAACUACCAAGGGAAUCUCACCGACGAAGCUUUUGAUCUGGCAGCAUUAUYUCUUGCACCUGGAAAACAAGGCGUCAAGUUGAGAGCUGAUCGAUAUCAUCGCUGGUUCAAAGCUGCAAAAAGAGACGCUAUGGGAGCAUCCACAAGACAUCGAGGUUACUCCGACGAAAACCUCUUUAUGGCCAUGACUACACAGCCAAGAAUCCCUGGGAUGGACCUCACCAGAUGCAGGUGGAGAAAAUGCACAACGCUGCACCAAAAAUGGUCCUACGCUAUUCCACUUGAAAUCAUCUAUCUAACACCCCUGAGCAAGUGGAAUCCCUAUGAUAUCGAGUACAAAGGAGACGCAAGAUCAGAAAAAGGAAAAACUGUUGUAGCUGGAGGUAGAAAUGGUGCUAAGACGCUGAAAGGAGCAUAUAAUGGAACGAACAGCAGAACAUUCUACCAGACACCGGUCGCGUUCUUCUCGGGUAACGAGGUUGGUUCAGGCGCAGCUGAUACCACGAGAAAUUCUGCUGGAGUCUUGGACAAGAAAGGUAAUUUACGUUUCUGCAAAGCAAGUGGAACAAGGAUUCUUUUUCCCUUGAUAAAUGGAAUCGGCAGCAUACGUCAACGCUACCCAAUCAUGCCCGUGCACGGACAAGGAAGUGCUGUGUGGAAGGAACUGGAAGCCAUGAAGGACGUUGUCCUUAAAUCCCAAUCAAACGGGUACAUCUUAAGACAACCAUUGACUGCAGGCGGCCCAAUACCUACUGAGCCACCGAGAAAAGACAUCAAAUUACAGGUGCAGACUGCCCGUAAGAAAACCAUUGGCCCUCAUGAACAUGAGAUUGCUCUUACUGCUGAUCAGGUUGACUUCAUAAAAGACGGUGGAACCCAGAAGAUCACAUCAUCGACAGCAGCAGGUCACGAUCACACGUUGUUUGUGAAGGCGUAUAAAGACAGGAAUACUAAGAAAUGGGUAUUCUAUAUCCUUCGGUGUGAUGAUGGGAGCCUUGAUAAAGGAUGGUUGAAAUGCUGGGAUCAGCACCCAAACCGUCUUUCUCAAAUACCAGAUCAGUAAAAUGAUUAGCGGGAUACCCAAGUGCCAAUUAAGGCGAAGUCUCUAAUUCCUUUUUCAGGGUACACCCUAGAGUUAGCCCUAGGGGUACAGCCACUCUACCUUCAUGUAAAUGGCCGAUGUCAGGUGGGGUGACCGUUAGUGCUAGGGACAAGACUUGAUUGCCACAAUUAAUUGUCUCUUUAUAUAAAAAGUCUCUUUAUAUACUGGAUAAUGUAAUAUCAGAAUUUAAAAUGUUUUAAAGCCAAUAACGACGUAUUGUACUGCAACUUAAAAUA
Messenger RNA from Actinia tenebrosa (Australian red waratah sea anemone), 2493 nucleotides. RefSeq lists its product as uncharacterized. NCBI's taxonomy places the organism in Eukaryota, Metazoa, Cnidaria, Anthozoa, Actiniaria, Actiniidae. The record is from RefSeq and is a predicted model, not a curated record.